AUGUCUGGACUCAUUUUGUUGGUUCUCGUUCAAGCGAGUCACCAGACAGGAUAUGUUCAAUCACAAAAGAAACAAAUUACGCAAGCCAAAGUUCAAGUAAUAUAUGUGCCUAUAACAAUACCUCAGGACACUGGAGAUUAUAGUGGAAGCAGUGUGAUUAGUAACUAUGGAGAAGGCAGUGGUGAAAAUGGUUAUGUUGGAGGCAGCGCAACUGGUGGUUAUGGAAAAAACAGUGGUGGGAAUGGUUAUGGUGGAAGCAAUAGGUUUCAGGGUUAUGGAGGGAACAGUGAAAAUAGUGGGUUUGGAGGAAAAGGAAGAAGUAGUGGAAGUGACAGCUAUGGAGGAAGUAUUGACGAUAAUGGAUAUAAAACAAGGAGUUUAUUUGGAGGUUAUGGAGGAAGCAGUGGAAGUGGUGGUUAUGGGGAAAGAAGCAAAAGCGAUGGAUAUGGAGGAAGAAGCGGAAGUGUUGAUUAUGAGGAAAGCCGCGGAAACGGUGGUUAUGGAGGAAGCAGUGGCAGAAGUGGCCUUGGAGGAAGAAGUGGAAGUAGCAGUUAUAGAGGAGGACACAGUGGCAGCUUUGGAGGAAGUAGUGGAAGCAGCAGUUAUGGAAGUAGUAGUGUAGGUGUUGGUUAUGGAGGCAAUAGCUAUGGUCGAAGCGAUGGAGAACAGAGUGUAAUUGAAGGUUAUGGAAGAAGCAAGGGAAGCAACAGUUACGGAGGAAACAGAGAAAGCAAAGGUUAUGGUGGAAGUAGUGAGGGCAGUGGUUAUGGAGGAAGCUAUAGCAUGAGCAGUGGAGAUGCACAUGGAAGCAGUGGCGGUGUAAUAUAUGAAAUAAGCAGCGGAAGUGGAAACAAUGAUGAUAAAAGUUAUGGCAUAAACAGAGGAGGUGGCUACGGUCGACAGGGUGAUGGAAUAACAUCCAUAAUCCCCAUAGUAAUUGCCCUGAAAACAGAACACGAUAGUGCUGGCAAUCUUAGAAGCACUGGUAGCUUUGGUGGAAACAAAGAUGUCAGCAGCAUCGGUUAUGGAGUAAGUACAAGUGGUUAUGGAGAAGACAGCGCUGAUGGAAGUGACUACGAUGGAGGAAAUAGUGGGUACUCUGGAAGUGGUUUUGAAAGUUUUAUGACCUUUGGAGGUGGUGAAUAUUGGUGAUUUAUUUGUCCAAUUUAUCUUCAAUGGAGGUGAAUAUUGUAUCUUCUACAUCUAUGUUUUAUUUGUAUUAUAUG
Molecule: messenger RNA, 1226 nt
Organism: Limulus polyphemus (Atlantic horseshoe crab)
Lineage: Eukaryota; Metazoa; Arthropoda; Merostomata; Xiphosura; Limulidae
Product: keratin, type I cytoskeletal 9-like
Exons: 1
Coding region: 1-1152 (383 amino acids)
Source: RefSeq, a predicted model, not a curated record